GAAUAAAUAUGGCCUUAGAAAUAAAAUGAUAAAACAUGUCACGGCAACUAGUUUGUACGUAACUUUAUUAAUCCGCUUAACGGAAGUCACGUCUGAUUUUAGCGACAUUGACGCUAGCUUGGUUAUUUAACUGGCAAAAACAACAAAUAUUGUAGAGAAUUUUGAUUUAUUUCAAGAAUUCUGUCAUCCAAACGGAGUAACUGUGUUUUUUGGCUUCAUUUGGAGCAUGUAGUUGUCGUUAAAGCCGUCGUUUGUGGGGCCCAGACAAUGACGCAGGGUUUCCACGGAGCGGUUAAGUUUACAUAGGCUACUGUUGACUCAAGCAGCUACAGUAGAAGACGGCGGCGGAGCAAAUCCGAGUCACAAGACUUCUUCAGUGAGCUGCACGGCUGCUUUCUCUCCCCCCUCCACAGGUUCCGAAGGGAUGGAAAACCCCGGCUACUGCUCCGGGAGCUUCGACGGCCUUCAUCACCCCAGCGACGAUGAUGAUGACGAGAUGGUGGACAUCGCAGGAGCCACUCUGGACUUUUCCACCACAGACGACGUGCCUCCUCUCAGCUCAGGAGGUUUCGAGGAGUACACCACCACCACCGGCAGCAGCAGCAGCAGCAGCAGCAGAGCAGCCGGUAUGAACGGCACCGGACCCAGUAAGCUCGUGGACCCCCUGGAGGACCCGUUGCCUGGACUGGGCACCUAUGAAGACUUCAACACCAUCGACUGGGUCCGAGAGAAGAGCAAGGACCGAGACAGACACAGAGAGAUCACCAAUAAGAGCCGACAGUCGACCGUGGCUCUGCUGCACAGCGUCAGCGACGCCUUCUCUGGAUGGCUGCUCAUGCUGCUGGUGGGACUCAUGGCAGGUGCUCUGGCCGGCGGCAUCGACAUCGCGGCCCACUGGCUGACCGACAUGAAAGGCGGCGUUUGUCUUAUCGGCUUCUGGUUCAACCACGAGCACUGCUGCUGGACGUCCAACGAGACGACGUUCCAGGAGAGAGACCGGUGUCCACAGUGGCAGAGCUGGGCCGAACUCAUAACUGGAACUUCAGAGGGUCCGUUUGCCUACAUCGUGAACUACCUGAUGUACAUAUUUUGGGCUCUGCUCUUCGCUUUCUUGGCUGUUACGCUGGUCAGAGCGUUUGCGCCGUAUGCGUGCGGCUCAGGAAUACCAGAGAUUAAAACCAUCCUCAGCGGGUUCAUCAUCCGGGGCUACCUGGGGAAAUGGACCCUCAUCAUCAAGACCAUCACCCUGGUUCUGGCUGUCUCCUCUGGGCUCAGUUUAGGGAAGGAGGGCCCUCUGGUCCACGUAGCCUGUUGCUGUGCGAACAUACUCUGUCAUCUGUUCACCAAAUACCGCAAGAAUGAGGCCAAGCGACGAGAGGUGUUAUCAGCAGCAGCAGCGGUGGGUGUGUCGGUGGCUUUCGGAGCUCCCAUAGGAGGAGUCCUGUUCAGUCUGGAGGAGGUGAGCUACUACUUCCCCCUGAAGACUCUUUGGCGUUCGUUCUUCGCCGCUCUGGUGGCUGCUUUCACUCUGCGCUCCAUUAACCCGUUUGGAAACAGCCGCCUGGUGCUGUUCUACGUGGAGUUUCAUGCUCCGUGGCACCUGGUGGAGCUGGCCCCUUUCAUCCUGCUGGGGAUAUUUGGAGGCCUCUGGGGGGCGCUGUUUAUCAGGGCCAACAUCGCCUGGUGCAGGAAACGUAAAUCCACCAUCCUGGGCCACUACCCCGUCAUCGAGGUGCUCGUGGUGGCCGCGCUGACCGCCCUACUGGCCUACCCAAACAGCUACACCAGGAUGAGCGGCGCCGAGCUCAUCUCCGAGCUGUUCAACGACUGCUCCCUGCUCGACUCCUCUCAGCUCUGCGGCUACAAACAGCCAACCAACACAUCAGAAACAGGUGCAGGCAACAGCCUAGCAGACCGGCCAGCAGGAGAAGGCCUGUACACAGCUCUGUGGCAGCUGGCUCUGGCCUUGGUCUUCAAGAUGAUGAUCACUGUGAUUACCUUUGGCAUGAAGGUUCCUUCUGGCCUCUUCAUCCCCAGCAUGGCGGUCGGAGCCAUAGCCGGCAGACUGCUGGGCGUCGGCAUGGAGCAGCUGGCCUACUACAACCACGACUGGUUCAUCUUCAAAGGGUGGUGCUCGCCGGGAGCAGACUGCAUCACUCCGGGGCUUUACGCAAUGGUGGGAGCUGCUGCUUGUUUAGGUGGAGUGACUCGUAUGACGGUGUCGCUGGUAGUCAUCAUGUUCGAGCUGACUGGCGGCCUCGAGUACAUCGUUCCGCUCAUGGCUGCAACCAUGACCAGCAAAUGGGUGGCAGAUGCUUUUGGAAGAGAAGGAAUUUAUGAGGCUCACAUCAGGCUCAACGGUUACCCCUUCCUGGAGCCCAAGGAAGAGUUUGAGCACAGCAGCUUGGCCGUGGACGUCAUGAGGCCGAGGAGGGCGGAUCCAGCGCUGGCUGUGCUCACGCAGGAGGGCAUGACUGUAGGGGAGGUGGAGACCUUGGUGGAGAGCACUCACUACAGUGGGUUCCCCGUGGUCGUCUCUCAGGAGUCCCAGAGGCUCGUGGGAUUUGUGCUCAGGAGAGAUCUGCUCAUAUCGAUAGACAACGCCCGGAAGCGGCAGGAGGGCGUCGUCAGUGCCUCCCAGGUGGUGUUCACUGAGCACGCUCCAGCCCAGGCCCCCGACGCGCCGCCGCCACUCCGCCUCAGAGGCAUCAUGGACCUGAGCCCCUUCACCGUCACCGACCACACGCCCAUGGACAUCACCGUGGACAUUUUCAGGAAGCUGGGGCUACGACAGUGUCUGGUUACACAUAAUGGGAGGCUGCUGGGAAUCAUCACCAAAAAGGAUAUACUCAAACACAUGGCGCAGAUCGCCAACAGAGACCCUGACUCCAUCCUCUUCAACUGAACUCCUCCAUCCUUUCCUCCUCCUCCUCCUCCUCAUCCUCACCUCGGUCUCUCCUCUGUGGGGAACAGGGGACAGGACAACACCAGCUUGUGAACUGAAACGAAACGCACCUUUACCUCUUCAGUUUUAGUGACAGUUGGGCUUCAUUUGCACAUGCCAGUCGAGAACAAAGGGUUUUUUUGUUGUAAUUUGGAGGUGUUGUUGGCUUUCCGAAACAGAGCGCGCCAGUUAAAAAAGCCCCCAGAAACAGUGACUCACCCCGACAGCGCUGGCUGACAGAAACAACCAAUGGAACGCUUUACAUCUGCUCCUCCUGGCAUUUUCUGCUCUCCUCUCCUUCUCCAUUUUCAAAGGAACUCAACAGAGGGAGUGAUUUAAAGGAACCUAAAAAAUCUCCGUCUGAAUUCUCUCCUCCUGCGAUCUCGCCACUCUGCUCCACCUGAGAGCGAAGGGAGGCGGGAACAGAUAAUCCUCCGUUACAGAUACUGACAAGAGGAGGCGAGCUGGUGGAGGAGGAGGAAAUAAAGACAUCGGGGAAGAUAAAGAGCGGCUCGGGGAGCUCCGUGCCUGCCCUCUGGGCGUCACAGCGAGCCCAGACAGAGCCCUGUGAGCGGGGCUGAUGGAUGCUCACCUCCCACCCUCCUCCGCCACUCCUCCCUCUGUGAGGUUUCCUGUAGCCUCGGGGUUGAAGGAUACAGGAGUGUGAGAAGAGGAUCUAAUGCACACACACUCCAAAAAGACUUCCAUGACAGCCUGGGAACUGACCAGAGAUGUCUGUUUGUCGUAUAGUUGCUUGAGAUUUGUGAUACGGCUCCAGCCUGGGAACUAUGCAGUUGUUGUCUCGCCAUACACACUCUCAGAUUUGUCAAAUAUGGCAAAUAUAUUCUCAUAGAAAGAAAAAUCAUAUAGACAAUGCUGCAGAAACCAUGUCAUGCCUUAUGGAACGGUGGAAGUAUUUCUAAAAGCUACGAAACGAGAGAAUCAUGACACAAAUUAUUUAUGUAAUCGUCAAAUUGUUUGUCCCACUAAAUUAUUUCACUGACAUGA
Stegastes partitus (bicolor damselfish) is the source of this 3952-nucleotide messenger RNA. Its product is annotated as H(+)/Cl(-) exchange transporter 5. Bases 425 to 2905 code for a protein of 826 amino acids. The transcript has 17 exons. The record is from RefSeq and is a predicted model, not a curated record. Gene Ontology annotation, biological process: transmembrane transport; chloride transport. Lineage: Eukaryota; Metazoa; Chordata; Actinopteri; Pomacentridae. Gene Ontology annotation, molecular function: voltage-gated chloride channel activity. Gene Ontology annotation, cellular component: plasma membrane; early endosome; synaptic vesicle.